Messenger RNA from Botrytis deweyae, 1328 nucleotides. RefSeq lists its product as uncharacterized. NCBI's taxonomy places the organism in Eukaryota, Fungi, Ascomycota, Leotiomycetes, Helotiales, Sclerotiniaceae. The coding region runs from base 307 to 1074 and encodes 255 amino acids. The record is from RefSeq and is a predicted model, not a curated record. The transcript has 3 exons. Gene Ontology annotation, molecular function: oxidoreductase activity, acting on the CH-OH group of donors, NAD or NADP as acceptor.
AAUAAAUAAAAAAUAUAUAGAAGAUUCAGUCGAAGGGGACUGUACUUGAUCGUCCAUAUUCUAUACAACACUGAGAUCAUCUUAGAUCCGUUGAAUAUAAAUCUAAAUCCUGUAUUCAAGAACUACAUUUUACAGGUUUUAUGGUUUUGUAGGGAAGCUUGCCCACAUUUCCCCAUCUUCGUCCAACGUUCCCCCGCUAUAUGCGGGGCAAGCGGCCUAUCGAGUUCAGAACAACAUCUCCAAAUAAUAAAUAAAGCUCCAAGCAAUCAAGCUCCCUUCUUAAAUUCCAGACAUUCACAACACAAAAUGGCCGAUAAUAACUUGGUCGAUCGACUGGCCCUUAUCACGGGCGCAUCUGGAGGAAUAGGAUCAGCUUGUGCUCGUGCAUUUGCAGCUGAAGGUGUUCAUCUCGCACUCACAUAUUCUACUUCCAAAGAUGCGAUUGAUAAACUCCUGGAUGAAUUACGUCAAACAUCAUCGGGGAAAGAUCUUCGAAUCUCUAUUCAUCAAGUGGAUAUGGGUUCACCAGAACAAAUCUCGGGUCUCUUUGAUGAGAUCAAACGUGAUCAUGGGAGUCGCACGGUAGAUAUAUUAAUAUCCAAUGCCGGGUAUGGAAAGAGAAUUGUAGAUAUAUCAGAUAUUCCAUUAGAGGAAUUCGACUACACUCUUAACAUCAAUUUGAGAGCAUCGUUCUUAUUAGUCAAAGGUGUGGUUGAGGGAAUGAAGGCACAAAAGUGGGGGAGAAUUAUCUUUAUAUCGAGUAUAGCUGCUUAUGGAGCUGGGCUCAAUGGUUGCCAUUACGCUGCAUCGAAAGGUGGUCUCACGUCUAUGAUGAAGAACCUAUCACUUCACCUUGCCGAGUACAAAAUUACAGUCAAUGACGUGGCACCGGCGAUGAUUGGCAACACAGGUAUGAUUCCAAAUGCCGAUGUUGCUCCUGGUUUACUUGAUGCAAUUCCACUACAUCGAUUGGGCACUCCAGAAGAAUGCUCGAAUGCAGUUAUGAUGUUUGCAAAGACUGGUUACGCUACUGGUCAGAGCUUGUUGCUUGCAGGGGGGCUAAAUCACAAGUAGAUGGCCUUUGGUAUGAUGUUCAAAAGCUCGUUGCAAUCUUAUCAUAAGAUGGUACAUAUAUGGAUAGGGUCCCGUAGCAAUGGUACUGUCAGAUACCUGGAUUGAGCUCGCUGGGCCCAUCACAGAAUAAUAGCGAGGAAAAUUGAUCUCCUUACAAUGUCGAAGCGAACAUUGGACAUUCACGAUUCAGUACGUGUAAAAUCUUUGUGCAAAAUUGAAUCACUUGAGUCUUGAGCCUUCAAAGACAUUCUUGU